CCCAGCCCCCUCUUCCCGCGCACUCCUAACAACUAUCAUGUCUGCAUACUACAUCGGCGUCGACGUCGGAACAGGCUCUGUUCGCGCAGGUCUUGUCAAGCACGAUGGCACCCUCGUCGCGACUCAUACAGAGGAGACCAUUACUUGGCGCGAUCCCGAGGAUCACCGCAUCUUCGAGCAGUCGACGAACAACAUAUGGGCGGGCAUGUGCAAGUCCAUCAAGACAUGCCUUCAGGAGGCCAAGGUCUCCCCAUCUGAAGUGAAGGGCAUCGGCUUUGACGCGACGUGCUCGCUCGCCGUCUCCGACACGAACGGCGAGCCUGUGGUCGUGACCAAGGGUGAUCAGCUCGGCCAGAAUGGCGAUCGCAACAUCAUCCUGUGGGCGGACCACCGCGCAGAAAAGGAGGCCGAGCUGAUCAACAGCACCGGCUCCGUCGUGCUCGACUAUGUCGGCGGUACCAUGAGUCUCGAGAUGGAGAUCCCCAAGACGCUUUGGCUGAAGCGGAACAUGAAGCCCGAGUUCUUCAAGCGCUGCCAGUUCUUCGACCUCCCCGACUUCCUCACGUACCGCGCCACGGGGUUCAACCGCCGCUCCUGCUGCUCCGUCGCGUGCAAGUGCUCUUACGUCCCAACGAAGAACGGCUGGCAGCCCGAGUUCUUCCAGAAGAUCGGGCUGGGAGAGUUCGUUGAGAACAACUUCGAGCAGCUGGGCCGCGAGGAGGUCCUCACCGCCGGAAUGCCCAUCGGGAACGGGCUCUCGAAGAAGGCGGCAGAAGAGACGGGCUUGCUGGAGGGCACGCCCAUUGGCAGCGGUGUUAUCGAUGCCUACGCAGGGUGGCUUGGCACGGUUGCCGCACGGUACAAGGUCAAGGGCAAGCUGUCGGAUGUGAUUCCUUCGCUUGACGAAUCGAGGCAUCGAUUGGCCGCCGUUGCCGGCACGAGCACAUGCCAUAUUGUGCAGAGCCCCGAGGGUGUCUUCGUGAAUGGCGUGUGGGGACCGUACAAGGACGUUGUCUUCCCAGGGUGGUGGAUGAACGAGGGCGGGCAGUCAUCGACCGGUCAGCUUAUUGACUUCAUGAUCACGACGCAUCCAGCAUACCCUAGAUUGAAGGAACUGGCGGAACAACAGAAGACGAAUAUCCACGAAGUCCUGCAUAACGAACUCGAGAAGCUGCAAAAAGAAGAAGGCGCAGAGAACUUGACGGAGCUCACGAAGGAUGUCCACUUCUACCCCGACCUGCACGGAAACCGUUCCCCACUAGCGGAUCCUCGUAUGCGCGGCUCUAUCGUCGGUCUCACGCUCGACUCCAACCUCGGCGACCUCGCGCGCAAGUUCAACGUGACGCUUGAGGCGAUCGCGCUCCAGACGCGGCACAUCGUCGACCAGAUGAACGACAAGGGCCACGCUAUCCGCUCGAUCUACAUGUCCGGCGGGCAGGCGAAGAACACGAUGCUCAUGCAGCUCUUCGCCAACACCUGCAGCAUGCCCGUCGUGCUCCCGCAGAGCAGCGGCGCAGCGGUCGUGCUGGGCGCAGCGAUGCUCGGCAGGUUCGCCGCAGAGGCGCAGGGGAAGGCCCUCGGCAAGGAUCAGCGCGGCCAGGCGCUGUGGGAGAUCAUGGUCGAGAUGACGCCGCCGGGUGAUAUGGUUGAGCCGGCUGCGAGCCCGAAGGAGCACAAGCUGCUUGAGGCGAAGUACAAGAUCUUCCGCGAGGCGAUCGACAUUCAGCGGCGCUGGCGCAAGGAUAUGGAGGAGGCUGCCCGAUGAAGGGGUGCGUGAUGUACAAAAGCUAAUCACAAAGGACGCUUGUAUAGAGCAAGACAUAGAAGCAGCAUGUAACAACAAUCUAGCGCUUUGGAAAUCCACGCGGCGCGUCCACAUCGAAGGUGUAGCUCGGGACGAGGUCGCGCUGUCCGAUGCGUCCCCAUUUCACGUUCGCUCGUAGCCCCCGAACGACAACGGGAGCUGACUGCUGAUGACC
Messenger RNA from Trametes versicolor FP-101664 SS1, 1979 nucleotides. Its product is annotated as Pentulose kinase. The record is from RefSeq and is a predicted model, not a curated record. Bases 38 to 1765 code for a protein of 575 amino acids. Gene Ontology annotation, molecular function: kinase activity; phosphotransferase activity, alcohol group as acceptor. NCBI's taxonomy places the organism in Eukaryota, Fungi, Basidiomycota, Agaricomycetes, Polyporales, Polyporaceae. The transcript is spliced from 9 exons. Gene Ontology annotation, biological process: carbohydrate metabolic process.